This is a messenger RNA of Adelges cooleyi (spruce gall adelgid), 2379 nucleotides long. RefSeq names its product major facilitator superfamily domain-containing protein 12-like. Gene Ontology annotation, biological process: carbohydrate transport. Bases 373 to 1908 code for a protein of 511 amino acids. Gene Ontology annotation, molecular function: symporter activity. Gene Ontology annotation, cellular component: membrane. The transcript has 10 exons. Lineage: Eukaryota; Metazoa; Arthropoda; Insecta; Hemiptera; Adelgidae. The record is from RefSeq and is a predicted model, not a curated record.
CAUACAAUUCAUGAGUUCGACGAUGAUUGUUACAGUCGAUCGAUUUGAUUAAAUGUUUCAUGUUGAUAUUAUAUUAUCAUUAUUAUUAUGUUAUUUUCAUAAUCACUGUAUUCUGUACUUGUGGAGUUCAUAACCGUUUAACUGUUGUGCGAUAAGUCGUUGCUAAAUGUCCGCGCUCGCCAGUCGGUUGUUAGUGUUGGUUGCAGCUUAACUCACUCCAAUGAGUUCAAUUCCGCGUGUCCGUUGGUGUGCUCGUUAAGUUUGCUAAAUUGUACAUUAUUAUACUAACUGCAGCCAUCACACUGUAUAGAAGACCGGUGACAAAUCUUUGCAUGUAGAAAAAUAUUUAUAAUAGUUGUUUUUUUUCCCGAAAUGUCUACGAACCAAAUUGAGCAGAAAAAAGGGGAAGAGCUCAAACGAGCAGCGCAACUCAAUGGCCAACCGUCAGGUAAUGAAGGUAAAAUGUCAGAUUCUCUCAAGUGGUUUGGAUUCCUGUCAUACGGGGUUGGACAUGUGCUCAAUGAUUUGGUUGCAUCAAUGUGGUUUACUUACGCUCUGGUGUUCUACCAUUAUGUCAUACAGUUAUCCAGCAUCAACGCAGGAGCUGUGGUACUUGUCGGACAGCUAACAGACGCUGUAGCAACAGCGGCUAUUGGUGUGCUGUCGGACAAUGUUAGCUUUGGAUGUAUUGACCGCUAUGGACGUCGAAAAGCAUGGCAUCUAUUUGGUAGUGUUUUGGUGUUUAUCAGUUUGCCAUUCGCAUUCUCACCGCCGAUAAUACCUCAAGCCGAAACAUCAGAGUUAAAUACAUGCUUGUACUAUUGUUUUUUCAUCGUGUUCUUCCAAAUUGGAUGGGCUUCCAUUGAAAACUCUCACAUGACAUUGGCAUCCGACCUGACACCAAUUAGGGAUGAGAGAACGGCCUUGUUGUCGAUUAGGUACAGUUUUACUGUUUUCUCAAAUAUCCUAGUUUAUGUGGUCACUUGGAUUGUGCUCAGAAGUAACCAUGCAAACAAAACUCAAUUUGGCCCAGCGGAAAGAAAAGAAUUCCAGAUUGUAAUUUUAGUAAUAAUGGUUGUCGGUGCAAUGACUUCUAUUAUAUUUCACAUUGGGGUACGUGAACCAGAUGUAUCCCGCAGGAACAGAGAACUUCUGAUGACCGAAACCGAAGCCGAAAGGGCUGCCGAUAGUUUUUGGUCAAUAUUUAAGCGUGUUACUUUAUAUCAAACCGCUAUUGUAUACAUGUGUUCUCGAAUUGUGGUCAACAUGACCUUGGUUUUCCUACCAAUGUACUUGCAAGACUAUUUGAAAUUAGAAGCAGAAAAAUUAGCAUUAUUACCGCUCAUCAUGUUCCUUAGUAGUUUUGGUAUGUCUCUACUAAAUAAAAUUAUGAACAUGAAACUCGGUAGAAAAUAUACUUAUACGUUUGGAGUCAUUCUGUCGCUGUGCUCUGCGUUGUGGUGUUAUUUGGGAAAUGGAUAUUCUUACGCUAACUAUCAUGUGUACUUUGUGACCACAAUUAUCGGUGUCGCUUGUUCAAUAUUAUUAGUUACCAGUCAAGCGCUUACUACAGAUUUUAUUGGCGAUCGAACUCAUAGAGGCGCCUUUACAUUUGGUCUUAUGAGUUUUACAGACAAAGUGUGCAAUGGCGCUGUCGUAAUGACCGUACAAUCUUUACACUGUAAGGCUUGUCCAACAUAUUAUCGUGAUAUUAUGAUAUACAACUGGACUAUACCGGCUUGUUUAGCAUUUGUGGCUGUCAUUUCCUUACCUUACGGAGGUCAUCCGAAUUCAGUUACAAACACUGUUGAAACUACGCAGUCAUCAAACGCUUCAACUCAAGAACAGAAAAAUUACGAAAUCGAAAAAGGACAAGAAGUGCUACCCAAUUAUUCUAUUAACUCAUGACCAAACCGUUGAUUUCUAUUUUAUUAUUGUGAUAAUAAUUUUUGAGAAUAUUACAUAUUUUAACUUUUGUAGUAUUAAAAUUAAGUUAUUUAUAAAUUGUUAUUUCUGUAUAAUGUUGAAAUUUAUACUAUUAUUAUUUAUACUUAUAUUGUAAAAUUUUUAAACUGUGAUCUUUAGUUUAAGCAUUUAGUCAAAUCGUUUUAUUUAAACAAAUUUAGAUUUUGACAUUGAAAAUAGAUAUUAACAUUUUCUUUCGAUAUUUUUUAUCUAUAGAACUCGGUACAUUAUUGUAUAUUCAUACUUGCUAAUGAAAUAGUUAUAGAUAUACAAUUUUGAUCAUUUUAGUUAAGCGUACUAAACAAUUUUUUUUACUAAUUUUAACUGUGCGUCAUUAACAUAAUUGUGCAAUCCAAACUUAAACAAGUCUAAUUUGACGCUUGAAACUCACACAGUAAUUUCAAUAAUAAAUUU